UGCCGAUCUACAACAAAAUAAAGAUUAUGGGAAUGGCAGGGGUGUUAUUUAUGGGGAAAGUAAGGUUGAAGUUGUUGAUAGAUACUGCUAAAUGAUAAGGAGAAGAGAUGAGGAAAUGAACAUCUCCCUCCCUUCAAUACAAUCCAAUCUCAGUCACUCAGAAUGGGCGUUACAUUAACACCGUUUCAUCUAUCCCUCCCUUCAAUUAGCCAUGCUCGUAGUAGCCUUAUGGCUGCUCCUUAUAAUAACAAUAGUAGCCAUCAUCAUCAUCAUCAUCAUCAUCAUCAUCAUCAUCGCAUAAUCACGAUAAAGUGUGUGAAGGUAGAUGCAGCAGACACAGAACCACCAUCAACUUUCAUCAUGUGUGAACCUUGCAAUGGAAAUGGAUGGUUGAUAUGUGACUUUUGUCAAGGCCAAAAGACUAACGUUAAAGCCCAAAACAACCGUAUCUACCGUCGAUGUCCCUCCUGCAAAGCCGUUGGAUAUGUUCUUUGUUCCAAGUGUAAAGUCUUCAAAUGUGUCACUUUUCCUGAUUUCAACGAUUCUCAAAUUGCUACUUAAUUCAUUUUCUCCAUUCAACCGAGGAGGUGCUUUCAUAUUACUAUUUACUUAUCUCCCGCAUCAUGCCUGUACAAUGUAACGGGGCGGUUUGCCUGUGUAUGUACAAUGUGGCACCGACAUUUCUGAUUGAAGGUAUUUCAUGUGUCAGACACAUAUUACCGACACAUCUGAAUACAUUCAAUUAUAUCAUUUUUCUUAAAAUGUCGUGUCUGGUGUACGUUUUUGUGCUUCAUUAUUGUAGAUCCACUCAAGUGCUCGUGUGUUCUAGAAAUUGUAAAUUUCAAAUUCAUUGCAUUCUUCAUACACAUUCAGAGUACUUUUUGUUUUAUAAUAUAUAUAUAUCUUUA
Molecule: messenger RNA, 908 nt
Organism: Trifolium pratense (red clover)
Lineage: Eukaryota; Viridiplantae; Streptophyta; Magnoliopsida; Fabales; Fabaceae
Exons: 2
Coding region: 163-561 (132 amino acids)
Source: RefSeq, a predicted model, not a curated record